Molecule: messenger RNA, 231 nt
Organism: Aureobasidium namibiae CBS 147.97
Lineage: Eukaryota; Fungi; Ascomycota; Dothideomycetes; Dothideales; Saccotheciaceae
Exons: 1
Source: RefSeq, a predicted model, not a curated record
AUUGGAGGGUCUCUCAAAGUGCCUCACAUCGAUAGAACGUUUUUAAAUGCUCUUCAAGAGUUUUUGAUUGCAUACGAAGAAGUCAAUUGGCGAGGUGACAUCGAGCUAUACGAUGCACAGGAUACCGACGAACACAGCAUUGUUCUAGAGAUUGGUACCAGCUCAAAAAUUAUUGGGGAUGUCUCUCAUCAUUGCGCGAGUCGAGGACAGCCCUUUGAGGAGAAUCCCUGA